Ipomoea triloba (trilobed morning glory) is the source of this 1669-nucleotide messenger RNA. RefSeq names its product pantothenate kinase 1. Bases 249 to 1442 code for a protein of 397 amino acids. The transcript is spliced from 10 exons. The record is from RefSeq and is a predicted model, not a curated record. Gene Ontology annotation, cellular component: cytosol; nucleus. NCBI's taxonomy places the organism in Eukaryota, Viridiplantae, Streptophyta, Magnoliopsida, Solanales, Convolvulaceae. Gene Ontology annotation, molecular function: pantothenate kinase activity; ATP binding. Gene Ontology annotation, biological process: coenzyme A biosynthetic process.
AGAAUAGGAAUAGAAAGACUAUGAACUUGGUUUAUCACGCCUUCCUGACGACUAUGUGGUUAGGUGGGUAUGAGCUUCACAACGCAGCUCUAUAAUCAGCAGCCUUUCUUGACGAUGUUCUAUAUAAGAAUAAGGUGGAAGUUGAGUGGGAGAGCAGCGAGACACAGAGAAAGAUAGAUAAAGAGAGGAGAGAGAGAGAGAGAUAGAACUUCUUGAGAGAGACUUGGGGGAAUAAUUCUUAUACAGAGAUGGAAAGGGUUGCUACUAGCUCCAACUCUGAUCUGAUGUUACACUUGGCUAUUGACAUUGGAGGCUCUCUCAUUAAGUUGGUGUACUUCUCAAGUAACAGCAGUUGCACUUUAGAUGAUAAUGGAAUGAGGGUAAUAAAAGAAAAGCAAAAAGACUCCAAUGGUGAUGUGAACUACGACUUUCUACAUGGCAGGCUUCAGUUUGUGAAGUUCGAAACAGCCAAGAUUGAUGAAUGUAUAAAAUUUCUCUCGUCAAGGCAGCUUAACUGCAAUGGUGGUAGAUUUCCAGAGGCUCUUGCCGGAAACAAGAACAUCAUUAAGGCGACAGGUGGUGGUGCGUUCAAGUUUGCUAAUUUAUUCAAAGAAAAGCUUGGAAUUACUCUGGACAAGGUAGAUGAGAUGGAUUGUCUUGUUGCAGGAGCAAAUUUUCUGCUUAAGGCGGUCCAGCAUGAAGCUUUUACACACAUAAAUGGUCAGAAGGAAUAUGUGCAAAUUGCUCACAGUGAUUUAUACCCUUAUCUUCUUGUCAAUAUUGGAUCUGGUGUUAGCAUGAUAAAGGUGGAUGGGGACAACAAGUUCGAGCGAGUAAGCGGGACUAGUGUUGGAGGCGGCACCUUCUGGGGCUUGGGGAAGCUUUUGACACAGUGCAAGAGUUUUGAUGAGUUACUGGCAAUGAGUCAUGGAGGAAAUAACAAGGCUGUAGACAUGCUUGUGGGAGACAUUUACGGUGGAACGGAUUAUUCAAAGAUUGGACUUACAUCAACAGCCAUCGCUUCUAGCUUUGGAAAGGCAAUCUCAGACAACAAAGAGCUUGAUGAGUACAGAACUGAAGAUAUUUCCCGGUCAUUGUUACGAAUGAUCUCCAACAACAUUGCACAGAUCGCUUACUUGAAUGCAUUACGUUUUGGACUCAAGCGAAUAUUUUUUGGAGGAUUUUUCAUUCGGGGUCAUGCUUACACAAUGGACACUAUUUCUGUGGGAGUCGACUUUUGGUCGAAGGGCGAGGCAAAGGCGUUGUUUUUGAGGCACGAAGGAUUUCUGGGCGCAUUAGGUGCUCUGAUGAACUACAAACAGGACGAUCUCGGUGACUUGUUAUCCCAUCGGUUCGUGCAACAACAACUUCCAACGAGCUCAGGUGGCGCCGUAGAAGAUUUAUUUCACAGCUCAACGCUUGUGAGUGUUAGUGAAAAUUGAUCCCAGAGUGCAGGUUGGAGUAGGAAAUCAUACAUAGACCAGUUUUAUACCUCAUAGGAUCUGUUUGAUUAUUAAGGUGGUCUGUAUGGCUAGCUUGCUUCAUGAAUUAUUUGAAAGAUGAAUAUUUAGUUCAAAUAUAGUACAUGGAAUAGGUAAUAUUUACAUAACUUUGUCGAAUAUGUAGCAAAGUUACAUUGAUUGAUUUUUUUUGGGGGAGACAAUAGUUA